AUGUUCGUCGCAGCCAUGUCCCGCGUGUUGCCCCGCACCGCCCUGAAGAAGAAGCCCGCCAGCAGAAUGCUGGGGGCAACCGGUAACUUUUCCAACCAGGCCACGUUUGACAUUAAGAAAUGCGAGCUCCACCGGCUGGACAAAGGUCCCCCGGUCAAGGCCGUGCUCACCCGGGAGGAGGGCCUCCUGUAUUACCGCAGGAUGCAGGUGAUCCGCCGCAUGGAGCUGAAGGCGGACCAGCUAUACAAGCAGAAGUUCAUCCGCGGCUUCUGCCACCUGUGUGACGGCCAGGAGGCCUGCAACGUGGGCCUGGAGGCCGGCAUCCAGGCCACCGACCACGUCAUCACCUCCUACCGGGCGCACGGCCUGUGCUACAUGCGCGGGCUGUCCGUGCGCUCCAUCCUCACGGAGCUGACGGGGCGCAGGGGGGGCUGCGCGAAGGGGAAAGGGGGCUCCAUGCACAUGUACGGCAAGUACUUCUACGGGGGCAACGGCAUCGUGGGCGCCCAGGGGCCCCUGGGGGCCGGGAUCGCGCUGGCUUGCAAGUACAAGGGCAACAAGGAGAUCAGCUUGACCCUGUACGGGGACGGCGCCGCCAACCAGGGCCAGAUCGCCGAGGCCUUCAACAUGGCCUGCUUGUGGAAGCUGCCGUGCGUGUUCAUCUGCGAGAACAACCUCUACGGGAUGGGGACGGCCACCACCCGCGCGGCCGCCAGCACCGAGUACUACAAGCGGGGCCACCUCAUCCCGGGGCUGCGGGUGGACGGCAUGGACGUGCUCUGUGUCCGGGAGGCCACCAAGUUCGCCGCCGACCACUGCCGGUCCGGGAAGGGGCCCAUCGUGAUGGAGCUGCAGACCUACCGCUACCACGGCCACAGCAUGAGCGACCCCGGGGUGAGCUACCGCUCCCGGGAGGAGAUCCAGAGCGUGCGGAACAAGAGGGACCCCAUCAUGCUGCUCAGCGACAGGAUUGUCAGCGGCCAGCUGGCCAGCGUGGAGGAGCUGAAGGAGAUCGACGUGGACGUGAAGAAGGAGAUUGAGGACGCGGCCCAGUUCGCCAUCACGGACCCCGAGCCGCCUCUGGAAGAAAUAGCCCAUCACCUCUACAAAGACAACCCGCCCUUCGAAGUCCGAGGCGCCAAUCAGUGGAUCAAGUAUAGGUCCAUCAGUUGA
This is a messenger RNA of Pipistrellus nathusii (Nathusius's pipistrelle), 1173 nucleotides long. Lineage: Eukaryota; Metazoa; Chordata; Mammalia; Chiroptera; Vespertilionidae. The record is from the annotation of a GenBank genome assembly.